Molecule: messenger RNA, 1038 nt
Organism: Drosophila nasuta
Lineage: Eukaryota; Metazoa; Arthropoda; Insecta; Diptera; Drosophilidae
Gene: Hexim
Product: Hexamethylene bisacetamide inducible
Exons: 2
Biological process (GO): negative regulation of transcription by RNA polymerase II; negative regulation of cyclin-dependent protein serine/threonine kinase activity
Cellular component (GO): nucleus; cytoplasm; nucleoplasm
Molecular function (GO): 7SK snRNA binding; cyclin-dependent protein serine/threonine kinase inhibitor activity
Source: RefSeq, a predicted model, not a curated record
UUGUUGUAUAUUACAGAAAGCGUACAAAGUGGUUCUUCGCAGAGGCGUAAGCAUAGGCGUGGCAAGAAGUCCAAGAUGCUGCCCAAGAAGACGAAGAGUCAGUAUCCGCCUUGGAAACUCGAUAUUCUGCCAGCUGCAACGGGAAAUGGAGCCGCCAUCAGCAGCGGCAGCGGCAAUGUUCGCACCAAACUGGUGCGUUCGCGUUCCCUUCUGGUGCCCUAUAACACAAAUCGCUUUCUAAUGGAGGAGCACAUGUCCGAGCUGCCGAAGGAUGAGUUCGAUGACAAUUGCUUUGGCUCACAGACCGAAGAUCAGGAACUGUUCCUAUCGAAGGAGUUCUCCAAUGUUUACGAACGUGCGCGCCUCGAGCGUCUGGAGACAAUGAACAAACAGGAGCUGAUACAGGAGUGUCUACAGAUUGAGGAUCGCUACGCAAAGGAUCAAGGGCGACAACGUCAGCAGAGCCUGAAUGCCCAGAACAUAUCCAAGGAGUAUGGCUUAAAAAUACGCACAUUAGAGGACAAAAUACGUGAACUGACGCGAGAAAAUCAAAUUUUGCGAACACAUAUUAUACGCUCGCGAUCGCCAACAAUCACAGCAGCAGCUGCAGCAGCCGCUUCACCGCCCUCGGCAGCCGCGCCCACAGCCAGCGCCGUUUGCGAGCUACAGGCGCGUCAACAGCCGCAGCAACCCACUCCGAUGGACUCGUCCAGCGAGGACAGCGAAAGUGAUAGCAGCAGCUCCACAUCCACGACCACAUCCAGCAGCUCGUCGUCGAGCAGCGAAGGUCAUGAGAUAGGCGUGGCUGGUCUUAAUAUUGCCAAUGGCCAUGCAGAGCGAACUGGUCACCAACAUCAGCAUCGACAUCGACGUAGUCGCAGCCGCAGCCACUCGCGUUCUCCCAUUCUUGUGUCUGGUGCUGCUGCUCAAUUGAAUGGUCACGCCAACGAAGAGGAGGAACGCUUAAAUCUAUUGGAGGCCAGCCGCAUGGAAGAGGAUGACAACUCCAGUGAGGAUGCCAAGAACGAACCCAAAUAA